AUGAUCUAUUGGUUACGGGUGAUUGAUCUCGUCGUCGGUUUUUGCUGUUUCUUAACUCUGAUCGGAGCGUCUGAGCCGAGAGAUUAUGGGAAAUCUUCGAAGGAGGUACAAAUACUGGACGAAGACAUUAUUGAGCUGCCCGCGGGGCAGUUCCCUGGACCUGAUUGCCAGUAUAAAGUGCACUUGGGUGAUCGAUUGGGACCUGUUUUAACAAGACAAGUACACAUCGGUGAACCUGUCUACCAUCGAUGGUCAUGCAAUUAUGGUUCUCGUCAUGCGCCGAUGUACUGUAUGAUGGUUUACAAUUGCACUGUAUCGACAACCACAGCCAUUCAUGCUCAGACUGUGCCUAUCAUUGAUGAAUUCGGAUGUUCCCUAUUCCCAACUCUAAUCCCACACCCAUCAUAUUUGGGUGAUCUGGAAGCUGGUCUGAAAUCAACUGCCUUCUCCCUGGAUAUUGAUGAGCCAGCCGUUACCUUCAAUUGUGGUCUGAAGCUGCUGUUGAAGCUGGAAGGAUGGUGCCGACGGCCACAAUGCAUCCCAGAGGAUUGGUUCAAACGACGGCGAGGCAACGGUGUUCGUGAGGAUGAGAGGCGAACACAAACUCAUCGUUUCGUCUUCAAACGAUAG
Anisakis simplex (herring worm) is the source of this 630-nucleotide messenger RNA. NCBI's taxonomy places the organism in Eukaryota, Metazoa, Nematoda, Chromadorea, Rhabditida, Anisakidae. The record is from the annotation of a GenBank genome assembly.